Molecule: messenger RNA, 1536 nt
Organism: Stylonychia lemnae
Lineage: Eukaryota; Ciliophora; Spirotrichea; Sporadotrichida; Oxytrichidae
Source: the annotation of a GenBank genome assembly
AUGAAACAAGACUACAUUAAUUUAAAGCACGCUACAUUGUGCUCAAUUGCCUUCCUUGGGCUCUAUGUGGCAGUUUACUCUACUUAGAAUGUUUAAUCACAAAUUUAUGAUAUAGAUGGGUACAAGAAUCUAGGAUAUAUUUCCAACGCUGUUGCAUAUUUAGGCCAAGGUUUAGGAAGUAUUUUCUGUGUAUACGUGAUGCAAAGGGUUGGUGAUGUUAAAGCUAUGGCUUAUAGUUCUCUGCUAUCACUCCCCUUUAUUAUAUGCUUGAUAUUACCAGCUUUGAACACAGAUAAUAAGGCCGAUAACAACUUCUUCUUUUCAUAGAGUUUCGUCACAAUUUUGACUAUAUAUGUAUCGUUCUUGAAUGGGUUCGGUGGAGGAAUCAAUUAGCCAGCCUCUGGUAAAUACAUUUCCGACUGUGCAACAGAGAAUACAAAAGGUUUCUUUUUUGCAUUCUUUUGGUCCUUCUAUAUGGGAUCGUAAGUAAUAGGAAACAUCAUCUCUGCAUUUGCUCUGGGUUACUUUGAGUAGUAUUACUAUGUGCUUAUAAUGGCAAUCAUUUGCUUUUGUUCUGGAAUGCUAUUGUUCUUUUUAAAGCAGCCAGAAGUCCAUCAUAAUGUUUUGAGAAGUGUAGAAAAUGUUACAUUGAACGCAGCAUCAAAUCAAUCGAUAGACCCUCUUAACUAAUUAAUGAUAGAUGCUAUCUAGGCUCAUAAUACUCUUGAGGAGUAGUCAUUGAAAGAUAAUAUAAAAUCUCUGUGGGGAUUGGUGACUCAGAAGAGAUUUAGGUUAUUCAUUCCUCAGCUGUGCUGGAGUGGAGUUAGCAUUGCAUUCUAUAGUGGCAACUUAGUAGAACUAAUGGCACUGACAGUAGAUGACGAUGAACAGGUUAAAUUUAAGAAGUCUAUGCUAGCUAUGAUUGCAUUUGGAGCUGGUGAAGUGCUUGGCUGCUUCUUUAUUGGCUUCUUUGUGGAUAAAUUCGGCAGUAAAGUAGCUAGUGUAGUUAAUAUCAUCUUGGUUAUUUUGAUGACUUUGUCAACAUUAGGAUAUUGUAUAGCUUGGUAAUAUGGAUGGCAAGCAUUUUUGAUGUGCUUUCUCUGGGGAUUUUAAGAUUCAGCUACUAACACUCAUUCCUAGGAGAUUUUGGGGUUUGAGUUCGACAAUAACUUUGAACCCUUCUCAGUAUACAACAUUCUCCAAUGCAUUUGUUGUGCAACAUUGCAAAUAGUUGAAAUAUCAGUUUAAACGAGAAGAGACUACAUAAUAUUCACGGUAUUUAUUGGAGUAAUUGGAGUAUUUUGUUGUUCGACCAUGCUUUUCUUCGAUUUCAGAGAACAUAAGCACGGCAACACCGACUAACACGAAUAGUAAUAGCUGCAUCCAAAUGCACAAGCUCAAUUAACAUUAAAUGACUCUCAUCAAAUAGAAGAGGAUAAUUAAUAUCUUUUGGAAAAUGAUUAAAGCAAUCAAAUUUAUAAUGGAGAAUAAAGAAAGCAUAGUCAAGACAUAACAGAAGUUUCUCUGGAAGAUUGA